AUGGAUGCCAAUAUCCAGCGAGCGCUGAAUGACAAGCUAUACGAUAAGCGUAAAGUUGGGGCACUCGAACUUGAGAAGAUAAUACGAGAUCUUGUUGCUUCUGGCCAGUUCCAACGCGUGGAAGAAAUACUCGAGCAGUUAUGUAAUGACUAUGCUUAUGCUGUUCACCAACCACAUGCUCGGAAUGGGGGCUUGAUCGGUCUCGCCGCGGCGGCGAUUGCGCUCGGCACGGAGUUACCUCGCUAUCUUGUAAACAUCGUCCCUCCUGUGCUUGCAUGCUUCACCGAUCAGGAUGCGAGAGUUCGGUACUAUGCCUGCGAGGCAAUGUACAAUAUUGCCAAGGUGGCCAAGGGGGAGAUCCUGGCUUAUUUCAAUAGCAUCUUCGAUCAGCUAUGCAAGCUUGGGGCAGAUUCCGAACUGUCAGUCAAGAACGGAGCUGAACUGUUGGAUCGGCUCAUCAAAGACAUCGUCGCAGAGUCGGCCGCAUCCUACGUUUCAGUAUUAGAAACCUCUUCGCUCGAGGAUAGUGCCACCACCGGUGAACAGCAGCAAAACUUGCCCACGGCCUUCUCAUUACAGCGCUUCAUUCCACUGCUUAAGGAACGCAUUCAUGUUAUCAACCCGUUCACUCGACAAUUUCUCGUUGGUUGGAUCACCCUUCUGGACUCAAUCCCAGACCUGGAAUUGGUGACUUACCUCCCGGAGUUCCUUGGCGGCCUUCUCAAGUUCCUCAGUGAUCAAAACGUCGACGUUCGAGUGGCCACGCAAAACUGCCUCGACAAAUUUCUCAACGAAAUCAAGCGAAUCUCCCAAGUGAAAAGAGGGCUGGUCGAGAAUAGAAAGUUCAAAGAAGGCGGCAAACGGAAGCGCCAAGAAUCCAUAGACAGUAUUGGCGGUCGCCCUAACUUGGAAGAAGGAGACGAGCUCGAUUCUGAGGCUUUGAACGACGAUGACGAAGACAGCCUGGAGGAUGACUGGAUCCCCGGCCAGGACGUGGAGAUCAACUACAAAGAAAUCCUAGAUAUUCUAACCGCCACUCUCGAUUCCCCAUUAGAGGAGGACUGUCUCCUCGAAUCACUCAGGUGGAUCGUGGAAUUCCUCGACAUCUGCCCCGAAGAAGUGCUGCCUUUUACGCCCAAGAUCCUGGCGCAUAUGCUCCCUGCAAUGGCUAGCACCAAGGAGACGAUCCGCCUUGCAGCGACACGAGUCAACACCUGCCUGAUGGACUACGUCGUCUCUCUAUCAGACGAGUCCGAUGUCAAUGCAGGCCAGGGAUCACGCCUCCCGUGGGGACAAGAAAAGCAAGAGAACAGUAGCCUCGGUCGGACAUCGAUGUCCAACUCAAGGGACACCGAAAUCCGUAGCGCAACGCCGGGCAGUGGUCGAAUGUCUUCCGCUGCCAAUGCUACACCCGAUGCGACCCAGGUCCAAGCCAAUCUCGACUAUACCGCUGCUGUGAACUCCCUUACUCUACUCUUCCUAAACGACCACGAAGCUACCCGUGUAGCUGCCCUAACCUGGCUCAUCAUGCUACAUAGAAAAGCGCCGCGCAAGGUACUGGCUUUCAACGACGGCACGUUUCCGGCGCUUCUCAAGACGCUCUCCGACCCUUCUGAUGCUGUUGUGACGAGAGAUUUACAGCUCCUGUCCCAAAUAUCUCGCAACAGCGAGGAUGAUUACUUUGCCAGUUUCAUGGUAAACUUGCUGCAGCUGUUCUCUACGGAUCGUAAGUUGCUGGAGACCAGAGGCAACUUGAUCAUACGGCAGCUUUGUAUCAGUCUCAGUCCAGAACGCAUAUAUCGGACGCUAGCCGAAUGCAUUGAAAAAGAGGAGGAUGUCGAGUUCGCCAGCAUCAUGGUGCAGAACCUGAAUAACAAUCUGAUUACGGCACCCCAGUUAGCGGAAGUGCGCAAGCGGUUGAGAAAUCUGGAAACAAAGGAUGGCCAGACUCUGUUUGUGGCUCUCUUCAGGUCGUGGUGCUACAACGCGGUUGCGACAUUUUCUCUGUGCUUGCUCUCUCAAGCUUACGAACAGGCAUAUCAUCUAUUGCAGAUAUUUGGCGAACUGGACAUGACAGUAAACAUGCUGAUUCAGGUCGACAAGCUGGUUCAGCUUAUUGAAUCACCCGUUUUCACAUACUUGCGCCUACAACUACUGGAACCCGAAAAGUAUCCCUACUUGUACAAGUGCAUGUAUGGGAUCCUCAUGCUUUUGCCCCAGUCCUCGGCAUUUGCUGCGUUGAAGAAUCGGCUCAACAGCGUCAGCUCGAUUGGGUUCUUGCAAGUGGUGCCGCGAAGCAUGGCAGCAGCGCCAGCCUCGUCGAAUUAUGACCGACCAAACCGACUGAAGGGGCGGGAUGAUGGGGCAAUACGAUGGGUUGAGCUCCUGGAGAAGUUCCGCAGUGUCCAGGAAAGAGCAAGGAGAAGCCAACGACACAGCAUGGAAAUUGAGGACACGCUGUCGGCUGGAGUCGGCGACUUUCGGAUGGGAGGGGACGCAGAACCGGAGAGCAAGCCUAGAGACGGCAUCCGAGGCGGCCCUGUUGGUCCAGCUGUGCCAUUGAAAGACCAGGCACCAGUCGUAGCUACGCCACCGGUUAAGAAGUCGUCCGGGCUGGGGAGGCAGUUUGGACGAUUGGGGGGCGCCGUUUCGGGGAAGAGCCGCCGAAAUCAGUAG
Molecule: messenger RNA, 2676 nt
Organism: Trichoderma reesei QM6a
Lineage: Eukaryota; Fungi; Ascomycota; Sordariomycetes; Hypocreales; Hypocreaceae
Exons: 9
Coding region: 1-2676 (891 amino acids)
Biological process (GO): phosphatidylinositol biosynthetic process; positive regulation of kinase activity
Cellular component (GO): endosome membrane; fungal-type vacuole membrane; PAS complex
Source: RefSeq, a predicted model, not a curated record